CUGGUGAACACUGAGUAUGAACCCAUUGGUAUUAAUUAUGUUUUACGCGGCAACACAAAAAGCUAAAUUAUGUUGAACUAUUGUUCGGCAGGUUUUAAUCAAAUUAAAAAUAUGUUUUCUUGGAACCCGAAGCACCAUUACGCCUUUGCAGUUGUAUAACCAUGAAGAGUUUAAUGUAAGAGUUAUUGGAGAAUAUCUUGACGCUUGUUUAUAUUGCAGAGAUAACAGGUUCUAUAUGCCGUGGAUAAACGCUACCAAAGGCUAAGAUCACUUACAAUGAGUAACGGCAUCUUCAUCAUCACCAGUCGUCUGCGUUAAACGUUGGCGGGAGAUCGCCAUGCCUUGCUUUAUAGAGAGCACACUUUGCUCUUAUGACAAUAUUGGUGAUAACGUCGAUGCGGCGGACAGGUUUAUUUAAAUCCCUGUUCAAUUUGACGAGCCGAUCAGUCGCUUAAGCUUUCCAAUUGAAGCCAAUCACACUGGCGCUGUGCUCCUUAUGUUUCACUACAAGGUAUGAGGAAGGCUGAGGAAUUCGUUCCAUUUUAUCGAUGUGUGAAAUUUGAUUGGUCAACCUAACUUUAAGAAAGUCCAAAAAUGGCUUCCUCUCGCUACCAAUUCCAUGAAAUUUGGAACAACAGUCUUGAAAACAAGACAAAUAAGUCAGAGCAGACCAAUUUGAAUUUAUCGGGAGAAACUUUCAUUGGUCUUACCGUUUUGUAUGCAUUUACGACUUUUUUAGCCAUAGUCGGCAACCUUUUCGUGAUCGUGGUUUUUAUAAGAGGAAAGAGGUCAAGGACGGACUUGCGUCAUUUUCUUAUUAAUUUAGCAAUUGCAGAUUUAUUAAUGGGAUUAUUCUGUAUGCCUUUUACCUUUGCAGAUGCUAUACACAACAUGUGGAUUUUUUCUGAGCCUGUAUGUCCCAUAGUUUUAUCUAUUCAGAUUAUUUCAGUUGCAGCAAGCGUUUUUACAAAUAUGGCCAUAGCAGUGGACCGCUUUCUCGUGGUAACAUAUCCACUGAAACAUCGCUUUACACAAGAACGUUCUAAGUACGUCAUUCUCGUGAUAUGGACAGCGGCGACGGCUUUGUCAUCUGUACAGUUCUUUGUGGGGCGUGCCCACAUAGACGUGGACAGCGGACACCUUGUGUGUGACGAGAUAUGGCCGUCUAAAAGGUCCAGAAAGAUUUACACCAUCACUGUGUUACUGUGUACCUACAUCGUGCCGUUACUGAUCAUUUCAGUGGCGUACGUUGUGGUGAGUUUCUUACUAUGGAAGAGGACACCGCCUGGGAAUAAGGACCACUUCAGAGACUUCCUACAGUGGAGAUCGAAAAUAAAGGUGGUGAAGAUGCUGGUGAUCGUGGUGACAAUGUUCGGGGUGUGCUGGCUGCCCCUCCACACCUUCAUGCUGGUCCGUGACUUCCAUCCCUCCCCCCACCAUGACAAACUGGAGCUGGGCAUUUAUCUCGGUGUUCAUUGGCUGGCUAUGUCCAAUAGCUUCGCUAAUCCAAUCAUCUACAGCUUCACAAACGACAGCUUUAGGGCAGAUCUUCUGACUUUGUUCUACAUGUGGUUUCCCUGCUGCACCUGUCUCAAAGGUAUGAUCAAUCGAACUUACAGUGUCGUCACUAAAGAGAGCUACCUAAUACGUCACCAGAGCAAACCGAAAAAGACGAACUCUAACCACAGAGACAAAUUGCAGAAGAAGUUGUUAAUAGUAGAGAAAAAGCCCGGAUGUUCCGGAAGUCGCAAUAUGACGUGUGACGAGGAGCAGCUGGAGUUAGUGUGUAAACUGUUUGUCGACAACGUCUCAGAACUCGGCUCUGUGCAGGCUUCCAACGACCAGUGAUACCCAAGGCUUCGUGUGGCUUAUUGGCAAUAUUGCGUCUAAUGUUUAUGAAUUAAGUAAUUAUUAGUAAAUAAAUGUAGUGGAUCAUGAAAUGCUCUUCCCGUAAUGAUUUAUUUCUUAAAAUCUGGCUAAUGCAAUCAAGAACAGAAGGCGUCACUAAUCAUAAAAUAGAUGGCACAAUUACGAUCUAUUCAUUCCUCCUUUAAUUAAAUCUUGUCCCUUUUCUCUCAAAUAUUCCGAAUCUCUAAACAAAUAACAACUGACAUUUCAUAUGUGAAAAGGUCCUCAUAUUACACAAAGCUAUUGGAUGCUUGCUGCAUUAUAUAGCAGAUACAGAUCUCAUCAGAGAGCUAUCGAGUACACCCCACAAAUAAAAUCACUGAAUGCAACAUUAUUCUUGGAAAAACAAGUACAAUAACUUGCAAAAAUUCUGAAAAUAGCAAUAUGCACGAAACUAUACAUAAUAUUUGGAACCAUUUUAGUCAGUUCAGUUUUCAAACGUUAUUUCAUGCUGCUAUAUACAGUUGUUUGCCUUUUUAAUCUGAAUAUAUAGAGAAAUAUAAUUUUGUGUUUAUAAAACUUGUGUUAGAAAAAGAGUGAUAAAAAAAUGAAGCAUUCUUUAAUCGAUCAUAAUUGUAGGCAUACUGCUAAUUAAAUGGAAUGUUUUGUAAGCUUUAUCUUGUACAGUAUUAAAUUAACGUCAAUAAUUUUAAAUGGAACUGUUUGAUCCUACCUUGGCCUGGCUAAAAGUAGUUAUUGAAAUCAAAGGCCGGAACGGCCACGAAGGCGUCGAGCUGACAUUUUUUUCUUUUAUAUAGAAUGAUACCAAUAAUUUGAAUUUCAGUACUAAUAGUCAUAUCAAAUGAUAUUAGACUUGGAAUAGAAAAAUAUAUGAAUUAUGUUUUCUGCUGCUUUAAAAACAAAAAUCAGUAUAUGUUCUAAUAAAAUAGGUAGUGGUGCUUUUUUAAUACAAUAACUCAUCAUAAUCACCAGGGAGGCAAAGUUGGGUUUUUUGUACACAAUUUAGUUGAAUAAAUGGAAGAAAAAAAUCUUGUAAUACGUUUAAUACUUUAAGGAACUUAUUUCUUAUGCGCAUUUAAAAGGCGGUGCAGAGCGUGAAUUUUUGGACGAUUGCCAAUCCAGACGAUCGCUAGAAGGCUGCCGAGCAUUAGCUCGACGCCUUAAAAACUAUAAACGUUCUUUCCAGUAUACAUAUUAAGGUAGCGGGCAUUGCAGUAAAAAUAACACGUACGGCGUCAAUGAAAUUGGUUUCCUUUGGAGUUUUUUCUUCGAUAAUUAUUACAUGUACCUCACAGCCUGUAUUUUUUUACUGUUUAAAUAUAU
Magallana angulata is the source of this 3192-nucleotide messenger RNA. RefSeq names its product substance-K receptor-like. The coding region runs from base 595 to 1848 and encodes 417 amino acids. Gene Ontology annotation, molecular function: neuropeptide Y receptor activity. The record is from RefSeq and is a predicted model, not a curated record. Gene Ontology annotation, biological process: G protein-coupled receptor signaling pathway. Gene Ontology annotation, cellular component: membrane. NCBI's taxonomy places the organism in Eukaryota, Metazoa, Mollusca, Bivalvia, Ostreida, Ostreidae. The transcript has 3 exons.